AAUAAUGAUGACUAUAAAAUACGCGGCACUGUAACACUUAAAGUGAAGCGUGCACCGUAUAAUCCAAUGGAUUAUAAAGAAUGAGCUUGCAUUAAGUUCAGUCACGGGGGCGUAUAAAAAAGGAAUAAUUAACCCAUUCGUUACCAGGCAAAUCCUGUCGAUAACAGUUUCGGCGGUUACGAUAUUUUAUUGAACAAAACAUACCGUCUUUACGUAAUACAAAUAAUAAUCAAGAAAAGAAAUAUCUCCGACUUCCUCCGCAGUAUACCAUGUGUCACGCUAUUAGAUGAGAACGCACGUUGACUCUUCUUUGCACGGAACGUGAAACAUUAUCGCCAAUAUGCAACGCUGGUUGACCGUCUUUCGGUGGAAAAAUGGUAUCGAGGCGGAAGAUUCUGUCUCGAUCGAGAGACAACCUUGUCGAAUCACAGUACGAGGACCAAGACGAAGAGGACGUGUGGUACAACCUCGACAAAUUGUACAAGGAUCACAUUCAAGAAGUGCUGGACAAAUGGAAUCAGAUCGACGACGAAAUUUGGGCCAAGGUGAUCGUUUUCGAAAGGAAUCGAAGGGUAGCAAAAGCCUACGCCAGGGCACCGGUUCUCACGAUUAACGGAUCGAACGACGGAUUCGAUGGUUUCAGGAUAGGACUAUGCGGCUUCGAGAACCCGAUGAGAGACGCGAAAACCGAGGAGGCGAAAAAGCACAUAAACCAAGGUGUAAAAAUCAAGAUGGACGAGCAGGGGAAUAUCUUAAUAAAAAGGCUGUGUAAAAAUAACGUUUACAUAAAGCCGACGAGUCAGGAAGACAACGCAAUUGGAGCAGAAAUCGCGCGGAAUUCUCAAGGAGCGUUAGAACACGAGAAACCAGGGAAAGUAUUCGACAUGAAUAAAUUUCAAACGAACCUUUCCCGAGAAACUCGAAGAGCCUAUCCCGACAGAAGAAGACUGGAGAUGCAGUGUCUGAGCGCUAUCGUUUUCGUCAGAACCGAAGCAGAUCUACUUCAAUGUCCCGUUUGGGUUCUCAUUGUUAACGUUGUUGGCCUGGACAUGUUGAAAUCCAAGUUACCACCAGUCUUAGCGUUACAAAGGCCGGUCGAUAUAAAGAACAGACCCAGGAUACCGAUUCCCGAUGAAGAUCCAUACAGCGUAGCUGGAGUUUCGUCCUCCAUUGGAGUCUCCGAGGCCUUCCAGCAGGAUCGAGACGCCCGAGACCAGAUCUACGCUCAGUCGACGAGUUGUAGACAAAGAAGAGCCGAGAAACCACCGAAACUUCCGCCCAGAGAGAAUCUUUAUGGCCACGACAUACCUAAACCUGAUUAUGACGAUAUAGAAGAUGACUAUGCCAGGAAACCCGUCAUAGCGAACGAAGAAAAAAGAAGAAACGACGAUAAGAAGAAAUACGACGAUCCGUAUUAUUGCGGAUUACGAGCUCGUGUUCCUAAUUUUGUCAAAAUGGCGAAAAAUAGUAAAGUCUCGACAAGAGGAUACGCCAGACCCCCACAAGCGCCCACUUACGCUGCCACAGGAUAUGCGAGCAGUCAAUCUUCUCAAAUUUAUGGCCAUUUACCUGGGAAUCGACCACCAAUUAUGUAUCAUGCAAGAAGUUUCGAAAGUGGACUUGAUUCUGAUGGCAGAAACGAAUCACCGUAUAAUCAUAUAUACGGACGAUUUCCAUUACCGACUAGAGGUGUAAUUCCUCCUCAGCCUAGAGCAAUGUACAUCGGAGAGUGGGAUUAAAAAUAAAUCUCCAAGGGCGAAGGAAGAGGACGUCAUCGGAAGAAUCGCGUACAGAAACAAAUAGAGGAAACUCAAUACACCAGAAGAGGAGACGAUGAAACAAAGUAUGAUGGAAAGAUUAAAAAUGGAAUGAAGAUUAUACGUGAACAGGUAAUAAUUAAGAACAGAACGGACUAAAACAAGAGAGAAGAUGGAAAUAGAAAAAGGGAGAACUAAUCUUCCGUUUGUACCUAUAAACUGUAUAUUAUUAAUGUACUACAUAAAAUACUCAAAUUUUUAUUGCAAUAAA
This is a messenger RNA of Nomia melanderi (Alkali bee), 2028 nucleotides long. RefSeq names its product expansion (gene exp). Lineage: Eukaryota; Metazoa; Arthropoda; Insecta; Hymenoptera; Halictidae. The record is from RefSeq and is a predicted model, not a curated record. Gene Ontology annotation, biological process: regulation of DNA-templated transcription. Gene Ontology annotation, molecular function: protein binding.